GACAGAGUGUGAAGGGUCCUGCAGACUGAGGAGAAAGAAUAGAGGUCUGGCAACUUCACAGACAGACAGACGGACAAGCUGUGGAUUUACUGAUAAACUUAACUUCAGUCCAGGCUCCUUGAUCCACGGUGGACUGUGGGUGACUCUCAGGGAGAGUUUUACUGCUUCAUUGUGUGAGAGAAAGGACUUUUCUCUGAGAUAUGACUCUGAAAGGAUUCAUAAGCAGACCAUCACCUUUUCCUGAGAGAGGACUAUACUUUGAAUGAAUACUUUUGCUAACAUUAGUUGGAUGUUAAAGGGGUCUUUACACUGCGUUUUCACCCCUCAUUAAAACCUUUUAAAAGUUGAUCAAACUUUUUUGGAGUUGGAUCUGCUAUCAUGGCUUUGGGGGGACACUGCUCCUUUUGCUGGUGGGUUUGGGGAUUCACUCUGGUAUAUCUCUUCCAGCCUUGCAGCAGUCAGCAUGAUCGAGGAAUUUCCAUCCCCGAGCAUGGCUUCUGCCAGCCCAUCUCCAUCCCCCUGUGCACUGACAUUGCCUACAACCAGACCAUCAUGCCCAACCUGCUGGGGCACACCACCCAGGAGGACGCCGGGCUCGAGGUGCACCAAUUUUAUCCUCUGGUCAAAGUCCAAUGCUCCUUGGACCUUAAGUUCUUCUUGUGCUCCAUGUACGCGCCGGUCUGCACCGUUCUAGACCAGGCAAUCCCUCCCUGCAGGUCUCUGUGUGAGCGGGCUCGGCAGGGCUGUGAGGCACUCAUGAACAAAUUUGGAUUCCAGUGGCCCGAGAGGCUGCGCUGUGAGAACUUUCCCAUUCAUGGGGCAGGAGAGAUCUGUGUCGGUCAAAACACCACCGAAACCGAGGGCCCCACCUCCGACCCCACCCCAAGUCUUUCUGAGCUUGUGACCUUUCCUCCAUACAUUUGGGGCAACCAGCCUUUCUUCUGCCCCCUGCAGCUCCAGGUGCCCUCCUACCUGAAUUAUCACUUCCUUGGAGUGAAGGACUGUGGCUCCCCCUGUGAGCCCUCCAAACCCAAUGGGCUGAUGUAUUUCCAAGAGGAUGAGCUAAAGUUUGGGCGGCUCUGGGUUGGAACCUGGUCUAUUCUAUGUUGUGUCAGCACCCUUUUCACUGUCCUCACCUAUCUGGUGGACAUGAAGCGGUUCCGAUACCCAGAGAGACCAAUCAUCUUCCUGUCAGGCUGCUAUUUCAUGGUGGCGGUGGCGUACAGCGCUGGCUUCCUGCUGGAGGACCGAGUAGUGUGUGUGGAUAGGUUUAAAGAGGAUGGCUACAAGCUGGUGGCUCAAGGCACCAAGAAGGAGGGUUGCACCAUCCUGUUCAUGAUCCUCUACUUCUUCGGCAUGGCGAGCUCUGUGUGGUGGGUGGUCCUUUCUCUCACUUGGUUCCUGUCUGCUGGGAUGAAAUGGGGUCACGAGGCUAUAGAAGCGAACUCGCAGUACUUCCACCUGGCAGCCUGGGCGGUGCCAGCGGUGAAGACCAUCACCAUCCUGGCUAUGGGACAGGUGGACGGUGACCUGCUCACUGGUGUCUGCUACGUGGGGAUCUACAACGUGGAUGCACUGCGUGGUUUCGUGCUGGCACCUCUGUUUGUCUACCUCUUCAUCGGAACUUCUUUCCUGCUAGCUGGCUUUGUAUCACUCUUCCGUAUCCGCACCAUCAUGAAGCACGACGGCACAAAGACCGAGAAGCUCGAAAAGUUGAUGGUGCGAAUUGGUGUGUUUAGCGUGCUGUACACAGUGCCUGCCACCAUCGUGAUCGCCUGCCAUUUCUAUGAGCAGGCCUUCAGGUCGCAGUGGGAGGUAACCUGGCACAUGCAGACCUGCAAGCACUUUGCUGUGCCAUGCCCAGCAUCAAACUUUGCAUCAAACACGCCAGACUUCACCGUCUUUAUGAUCAAGUACUUGAUGACCCUUAUUGUGGGCAUAACAUCAGGGUUCUGGAUCUGGUCAGGGAAAACUCUACAGUCGUGGCGUCGUUUUUAUCAAAGACUGAUCAAUAGCAGCCAGGGUGAAACCACCGUGUAGUACCGAAGAAAUUAAAAACCUCUAACAGCCUGAGGUUGAUGGACUACUUGAGUUAAAGGAGACACUAUUUUAGGGCUCAGUGGAUCUUCGAGUCUUUUGGAUCUCAGUGUACAUACAUGUAAGAAACUGUAUCAUAAAAAAAAAAAACUUUGAAAAGUUAAAAAGGUGUAAGUGGACGUCAGAUUUUAAGAAUCAGACUCAAACUGGAUUAUCAGCCUCCGAAGAACUCAGUGAACUUUUUAUUUCAUGGGUCUGCCAUGGAUCUGGAAGUUUCCUGUUCUGUUUUUGUUUUUUGUUUUUAAUAGAAGAAGUAAACAAACCAAACAAACAAACAAAAAAAAAAACCACCACUUUGAUCUGUGGAUAAAUCUGAUUUAUUUGUCCAAAUCUUAAGAUGUGUUUUGUCCUUCCAAAAGAUCCAAAAGCCUUAAAUUCAUAUUAAAUAUUUCAUUUUUGUUCAAAAAUACUGGGGAAAUUUCCUCCAAAUUUCCCUGUAACUGACUUCAUGAUUAAUAGAUUCAUUAAUUAGUUAUGGAUUGGUUAGUCUAUAAACAAUCGCUUUGUCUUGUUUGGUUUGCCUGUGGUUGAUCUGGACCUUCAUUUCACUGCAUAUGUCGUUACAAGUAAAAGUGCUGCAUUCAAAAGCCUCCUUAGAUAAAAGUCAAGGAUGGACUCCAACUGUUCUACAUCAAUGAUGAUGUGGUUGGUUAUUUUUUGUUAUUGUUGUUUUCUUUAAUAUGCUAUUUAUUUCCCUAAUUUGUUCAAAGAAAGCUUCACUAUAUUAACAUUGUAGAAAUAUGAAAUAAGUUGUCGGAAUAACAACAAAAUUACAGAUGAGAGCGGUAAAAUUCAUAGAAAUUUAAACUCAAUCCAAUUAUAAACUCAGCAGUUAUAAGAACAGCAGAAUAAACAUAAAAUAAUUUUUUUUGUUGUCAUUUUUCUUUUUCUUUCUGUAACAGUGGUGUCAUGUGAUGUCGCCUUCUCUAAAACACAAACUCUCUCCCCGUCAGGCUGUGGCAGGGUUAGUUCAGCAAGAUGACAGGAAGACCAAGUUUUAACAACAAAAUCACUAAAACUGAAUCUUUGGAAACAGUCUUGCCAAAAAAAGUUUUAAUUGAAAGUUAUAGAUGCUUGAUGUUGGGAUAUGGGGUUUGAUAAUUAAAUAAAUGUUUUAUACUUAUUAUGUUUAUAACACAAUAAAACUGUGUGGAGGGGCAGACUAAAGCAAAAACAGAAUAAUAAUAUAAAAAUUCAGGGAAUGUGGCUAAAUUCUAGGCCACUGUUCAUGGAAACUAAUAGAAGGUAUGUGUUGAUUGUGGCUGCCACAGUAUCAGAAUAUCACUACAUCAUUUAUUCCAUGUUUUUGGCAACUAAAUUAAACUUAAAGAGCAAUUAUUUAGGAUUCAAUGUAAGUUCCUGGCAUGAUAUUAGUGUUGUAUUUUCUGCCAUCAUAUUCAGUAUAUAGCAACAGCCAAGACUGUGAAGUUCAACUGUGAUCCAUAUUAUUAAUGCAGACAUUUUGGACUCAUCAGUCUGUCUCAAUACUGCAUUUUCAAAGUCUGUUAUAAUAUAUAAUAUAUAAUAUAAUAUACAGGCAUAAUUUUUAAUGACACUAUUCAAAGACUUAUACUGUUUUCUUUAUCUAUAGCAGGCAUUUUAAAAGAUUUUUGUGUCGUUAAUCAUGAUUUGAAUAAUUUUAUGCUAAAACUAAUCUCUCUUAAUUUGGACAUUAGGUUAGGACAUCAUGGCUUCAGCUGCAGUAAAUCACGAUUAGUGACCCAUGGUUCACUGUGAAACGUCACAUUAUAGUAAUUAGAUGUGUAAGAGUUACAGUCAAAGGAAAGCCUUUAAUAAAGUGUUAAUAAAACAGACCUAUAGUUCACAGAGCUUUCCAGUCACCUCACCAAAUUCACAGCAGAAAACAUUUUUACCAUUAAAAAUGUCUCCACAGCACUUAGUUCACAUGAAAUUUAAAAACAGGAGCUUCAGAGCACAAUAAUCAUCACCUGCAACUAUGUUUCUGCAGUUCGCUGUAACUCUCAUAGAAACUCUGUCCUGUCUGAUUUGUAAUUCAUUCAUCAAGUCGCUGCUCUUUUAUUUGACCUUCAGCCCACCAGAAAACAUACCAGAACCAAUGGCUUUAAAGUAUUUAUUUUUACAGGUUGACUGUUUCACCGUUUUGAGACAUCAACAGCAAAAAGCUACAUCCACAAUUUUUCUCUCUGAGGAAUUUUGAUGUCCAGGACCAAAAGUGAGAGAAUAUCAUGAAUGUAACGGAGUUCAGUAUUAUUUAAGGCUUAAAAUAAAAGUCAAGGUAUUUUAAAAUCAGCGUUAUAAGAGGCUGGAUGCUGUUGUAAUCCAGUUACAUGUUAGUUGAUGACAUCAGCAGAGGUGACUGAGUCAGGAGAGGUCACACUUUAAUGAUUUUCUUAGAGCUGGAAGAGGGCUGUCUUAGUAAUGAUAUCAGUGUGAGGUUUGAAGCUCAAGUCAGAGAUUAAAAUAACUUCAGGUUCCAUCAUGUCAGCUGAUAUGUCAAAUUUAUAAAUGAGCUGAUUGGUUUAUUUAUUGAUCUUUGACAUCAAACACUGGAUAUUAUUUGUGAACAAAAUGUUUUUUCUACACGAUGUUUUCUGCCCAUUAGUUACUUACCAGGAAAAAAAGGGUUUGUUAAAACAAAACUUUAUUAAUGAUUAAGCUGGAGGAAGCAAGUUAUUUUCAACUAAUUUCUUCUUCACUGGUGUAAACAGCCGCAAGAUUUCUGAAAUCAAUCAACAGAUUCAAGUCCACCAAUGUUUUAUGAGAACAGUUUAAUGACUGAGCUCACACUUAGUUGUUACUCAAGGGUUUCCGGCAUUAUGGGAAAUGUAGUUCCAACAGUAAAUUGUGUACUAUUUAUUUACACUUAGAAAAUCUGAAUUGUAUUAGUCUAUGCCCUGUACAAAGAAUUUAUGUUACUAUUCUGUUUAUAUUUGUAAAAAUGUGGAGUUUUCAUUAAUUAAUAAGAAACUUUAUUUAUAAAGCAUACAUAAAACAAACAACAAACAUAAAAAUCACGUAGUAACAUAAGAAGACAUGAUCAUGUGCAGUACAUGUUGUUAGGGUGAUAAAAUCAGUCAAACAAUCUCAAACAUUUUUCCCUUCAGGAGGUUUUGUUGAUUAUUUUUAGGAGCUUAUGUCUGACUUUUAAAGUUAAAUGUUUUUUCUAUGUGGUGGUUGAGGAAAGUGUUUAUACCAGUGUCAUGUUUAUAAAUGUAUUUAUGUUUAACGAGCAUCAUGUUUGUUUUUCUGUGAUGGUAUCUGUCUUCAGCUCGUACAGUUUUUCAGAAUAAAAUGCUCAAGUUUGUAACUUUUGAA
Molecule: messenger RNA, 5394 nt
Organism: Oreochromis aureus
Lineage: Eukaryota; Metazoa; Chordata; Actinopteri; Cichliformes; Cichlidae
Product: frizzled-7-like
Exons: 1
Coding region: 379-2040 (553 amino acids)
Biological process (GO): canonical Wnt signaling pathway; non-canonical Wnt signaling pathway
Cellular component (GO): plasma membrane
Molecular function (GO): Wnt receptor activity; Wnt-protein binding
Source: RefSeq, a predicted model, not a curated record